Molecule: messenger RNA, 3333 nt
Organism: Miscanthus lutarioriparius
Lineage: Eukaryota; Viridiplantae; Streptophyta; Magnoliopsida; Poales; Poaceae
Source: the annotation of a GenBank genome assembly
AUGAUCCACCCAGGCUCAAAGGAGUCACAAAAUUAUGAUAUCAAUAAUCAAAGAGUUCAUCCUCAACCAAUUGAUGAGAACAUGAAUCAGAACGGGGACUCAAUGGACACUAUGAUCGGGAGGAUAUUCAACAACAUAUCCUCUUUAAAAUCUGCGUACAUUCAGCUGCAGGAAGCGCACACCCCAUAUGACCCUGACAAGAUCCAGGAAGCUGAUAAGCUUGUCAUAGAGGAGCUUACAAAACUUUCAGAACUCAAGCAUGCUUACAGAGAAAAACAUCCUAAGCCAAUAGCUGCAUCCCCUCAAGAUUCGCGCUUGCUUUCUGAAAUACAAGAGCAGCAGAAUUUGUUGAAGACCUAUGAGGUCAUGGUAAAGAAGUUCCAGUCCCAGAUCCAGACUAGAGAUACUGAGAUAACCCAUUUACAGCAGCAAAUUGAUGAAGCUAAACUUCGGAAAUCAAAGCUAGAGAAGAAACUGAAACAAAGGGGCCUACUUAACAAGGAAUCAGAGGAAUCUGAUGAAGAAGAGAACUACUUCUCCAUUGAAUUGACACCAAGUUUGUUUACAUCUGCUGUCGAUAACGCACACCAGUCGAUACAUGACUUUUCAAAGCCUUUGAUCAACAUGAUGAAGGCUGCAGGUUGGGAUCUUGAUGGGGCUGCUAAUGCGAUUGAACCUGGUGUAGUUUACACAAGAAGGGCUCACAAGAAGUUUGCUUUUGAAUCCUAUAUUUGCCAAAGAAUGUUCAGUGGGUUCCAAGAAGAGAGCUUUUCUGUCAAGGAUUCUAAUAUAAGUGUUUCCAAUGAGGCUUUCUUCCAUCAAUUCCUCGCAGUGCGAGCCAUGGAUCCUCUGGAUGUCCUGAGCCAGAACCCUGACUCAAUAUUCGGGAAGUUCUGCAGAAGCAAGUACCUAUUGCUUGUGCAUCCAAAAAUGGAAGGUUCUUUCUUCGGCAACAUGGAUCAGAGGAACUACGUCAUGAGCGGUGGCCAUCCAAGGACACCUUUCUACCAGGCAUUCCUAAAGCUAGCAAAGUCCAUAUGGCUGCUGCACAGGUUGGCGUACUCCUUCGAUCCAAAGGCAAAGGUAUUUCAAGUGAAAAGGGGAAGUGAAUUUUCGGAAAUCCACAUGGAAAGCGUUGUGAAGAGCAUCAUCAUAGAAGAGGGUGCGGAGAGGCCAAAAGUUGGCCUGAUGGUGAUGCCUGGUUUCUUGAUUGGGAGCAGCGUCAUACAGUCCCGAGUGUAUCUUUCAGAUGCCAAUCACCGUCAGUCUCUGCUCUCAACUGCUGCCAUGGCAGUCACAUCCGACAGCACCCAUCCCCCUCCCUCCGUCACCCACGACCUCGACGAGGAUGACGACGAUGAAGAAUUCGACGACGACGGCGACGACUUCGAUGACGAGGCCGACGACGACGACGAUGGCGGCGAACCCCCCGCGUCCUCGUCCGAGGCGACUCGCCUCGAGGCCGUGCUCCGGCGGCUCACCGCGGACGAGGUCCGGAUCCGGGUGCACCAGGUCACGAUCCGGGGCUGCGCCCGCACGCGCCGCGCCGCGGUCGAGGCGGCUGUCGGCCCGGACCUCGCGCGCGCCGCCACCGUGCGGGACCUCGUGCGCGCCGCCGCCGCGGCCGGCGACCGGCUCCGUCGCCUCGGCACCUUCGACACUGUCUCGAUCACCCUCGACGCGGCGCCGCCAGGGAUCCCCGGCAGCGCCGUCGUCGUCCUCGUUGACGUCGCGGAGGCCCGCGGCCGCGCUGCCGGUGAUUUCGGCGUCUUCACCAACACACAGACUAGAUCAUGCUCACUUGAAGGUUCAGUGAAGUUGAAGAACCUAUUUGGAUUCUGUGAGACCUGGGAUGCAUCAGGUGCUCUUGAAUUAUAUAAGACAGCAGAGCUAAGUGCUGGAGUCCAAAUGCCUAGAAUCGGAGCAAUACCAACUCCGCUGAUGGCUAGAAUAUCAUUUCUGUCUGAGGACUGGUUGAAGUCCUCACUCAAAGAACACCUGAUGGCCGUUUCUGUUGGCUUGCUCUCCACCAUGAACCACAACCUUGCUUACAAUUUGACAUGGAGGAAAUUAACUGAUCCAACACGUAUGUCAUCCAAUUCCGUACAAGAGGAAUUAGGACAUAGCCUUUUGUCCUCUAUUAAGUAUGCGUACAAGGUUGACCAAAGGGAUUCAAGCAUAAGACCUACACGUGGAUAUGCUUUUCUGUCGUCUUCUCAAGUUGGAGGGCUCGCACCAGGGAGCAAAUGUUCACGAUUUCUUAGGCAGGAAUUUGAUCUUCGAGUGGCUUUGCCUCUGGGUGUGCUGAAUGGUGCUCUGAAUGCUGGAGUGGCUGCGGGAGUCAUCCAUCCAUUGGAAAGGGCAUCCACAGGAUCUGUCUCACCACUUUUAGAAAGAUUUUACUUGGGUGGAAAUAGGCCUCUUGUAUGCCGGUUGGGUGGACCAUCUUCACUAUUAGGCUUCAAAACAAAAGGACUGGGGGCAACAGAAUUCAGAACACGUGACCCCAAUAAUUCUGACAUUGGCACUUCCCCUUCUCCUGAGCUAAAUGGUCUUGGAGGUGACAUAGCAGUGACAGCCUUUGCUGACCUGUCAUUUAAUCUGCCUCUGAAGCUACUCAGGGAGCUGGGAAUUCAUGGCCAUGCUUUUGUCUGUGCUGGAAAUCUUGGUAAAUUAACGGACUGUGAUCUUCGGAAGUUCCCUGUUACUGACUUCCUACAAACAUUCAGAAGUUCAGCAGGAUUCGGCGUUGUUGUACCAACCAGACUGUUCCGUAUAGAGGUGCCAUGGUCAUGGACUUUGCUCCUCAUGUUACAAAAUUAUGUGAAUUAUUACCUAGAGAAGCAUGUAUUUUGGACGGCCGUCCCUGACGCGCUGGAGAUUAGAUCAUUUUCACUGGAAGUUUCACUGAAGUUGAAGAACCUAUUUGGCUACUACGAGACCUGGGAUACAUCAGGUGCUCUUGAAUUAUGUCACAUAGCAGAAAUAAGUGCUGAAAUGCCAAGACUACAUGCCAGGAUAUCAUUUCUAUUGGAGGAUUGGUUGAAAUCCUCACUCAAAGAGCACACUAUGGGUGUUUCUGUUGGCUUGCUCUCCACUAUGAAUCAUAGCCUUGCCUAUAACCUGAUGUGGCGAAGUUUAACAGAUCCAGCACGCAUGUCAUCCAAUUCCAUACGACAGCAUUUAGGACAUAGGCUUUUGUCCUCUAUUAAGUAUGCAUACAAGGUUGACCAGAGGGACUCAAGCAUAAGGCCUACACGUGGGUAUGCUAUUUUGUCAUCUUCCCAAGUUGGAUGCUUUGCACCAGGAAGCAAAGACUCGUGGUAUCUUUGA